This is a messenger RNA of Rotaria sp. Silwood2, 2856 nucleotides long. The record is from the annotation of a GenBank genome assembly. NCBI's taxonomy places the organism in Eukaryota, Metazoa, Rotifera, Eurotatoria, Philodinida, Philodinidae.
AUGCAAGCAGCCGAGAAAAUAUGUUUAUGGAAUUAUCAAUAUAAAAGUAACGAAGACUCUCCAUCUUCAUCAAUGAAUAAAUUAUCAUCACCAAAAGGUUCUCUUGAAACAACAAUGUAUUUAUUAUGUGCAGAACAUUUAGCAUGUGACACAGAAAUGUCAUCGAAAGCAACAUAUUAUUGUGUACAAUGUAAUUCAUUACAAUGUAUAUUAUGUGACAAACAAAUUCAUGAAAAUUCUGAUCAUCAAAAACAUGAACGAUUAACUUUAGAUGAAAUUGAUAAUGAAUAUUGUUCAAUUGAUCGAAAUCAUCCAGCUAUUUUUUAUUGUCCUAAUUGUACAUUAUUCUUUUGUUAUUCAUGCUAUGAAAAUAAACAUCAAUAUUCCGAUGGAAAAAAUCAUAGACCACAAAAAUCUAAAGACGGACAAAACUUAGCCAUGAAAACUGAUUCUGAUCAACAUCGAAAUGCAACAAAACCAAUACAAAUAAAUUCCUCCCCUAAUUCAAAAGAACGAACAAAGAAUCCAAUACCAUCACCAUCACCAUCUUCAUUUGAGGAUAUUAAAGUUGAUGAUAGUGAUGAAACUUAUAGUUCUCCACCUAUACGUAAAGAAUAUGGAAUGAAAUCAAAAAUUUCAAAUUCUAAUCCAAUACCCAAACAACAUAAUUUUGAUGAACAAAUGUUACUUGAAUCAAUGUUAGAUAAUGAUAGUGAUGAUCAAAAAAAUAAUCAUCAUGUUAAUCGAACUAAUAAUAAUAAUCGUAAUUCACAUAAACCUUCAACAAAUACAGAUUCAAAUGGAGUUUUUCUAUUAUUAAAUGCACAAGAACAUUUAACUGUUAAUCAUGAAUCUGAUUUUAUUCGUCAAUUAAAAUGUUCGACACAAGAUCCACAAGUUAAAUGUAUUUCUAUUAUUGGUAAUACAGGUGAUGGGAAAUCUUAUGCAUUAAAUCAAGUAUUUUUUAAUGGAAAAGAAAAAUUUCAUACAUCAUCAACAACUGAAUCAUGUACAAUGGGUGUAUGGUCAGCAUUAGAUGAAAAUCAACGUACACUUAUACUUGAUACUGAAGGUCGACUUGGUUUAUCACAAAAUGAUAAUAUUCGUAAUAGACUUUUACUUAAAAUUUUAUGUAUAAGUGAUAUUAUUAUAUAUCGAACACGAGCACCUAAAUUACCUAAUGAUAUGUUUCAAUUUUUAUCUGAUGCUUCAAAUGCAUUUCUAAAAUAUUUCCGAAAAGAAUUAGAAAAUGUGAUGAAAAAUUGUAAAGUUGAUGGACCUAUGUCAACAAUGGGACCAACAUUAAUUGUUUUUCAUGAAACACAAUUUACUGAAGUAUUACGAGAUCAUUUUCAAUGUCAAAAAACAGCUGUUGAACAAUUAAAAGAACGUUUUGAAAAAAUGAACUUAUCAUAUGAUGCAUUUAGUUCAAUUGAAUAUGUUGGAACUCAAACCUUAGGUGGAAAAAAAACAGAUUUUAGUGAUAUAAGAGCAACAAUUACAGCAACACUUGAAAAUAACAAAAUUCGUUCUCCACGACGUUUAUCAGUUGUGUUUAAAGCACUAAAAGCUUUAAAUGAAAAAUUUAAUCAUUCUAUACCUCCUGAAAUGCCUUCAACAUUACCCGAUGACUUUUUUGCAUGUUAUAUUAAAUGUGAAUCUUGUGGAAUUAAAUGUACAUUAGCUGCAAAUCAUCAGAAAGACAAUAUUCCACAUCAAUGUGAUAAACGAUGUUCAUAUAAUAAAGAAUUAGAUAAUGAAGUUUGGAAAUGUUUAAAAUGUCAUCGUGAAGGACGUGAUAUGGUUGUAUAUGGAAAACUAAUAACAAAAAGUGAUGGUCUUGUACAAGGACUUCUAAAAUAUGUUUGGUCUGGUUUUGUUAUUGAAUGUCCUCAUCAUGGUGAAAUCUAUCGAUCAAGAAAAUAUUGGUAUGGAAAUAAUGAACCAAAAGAUGUAACACGUGUUGAAGUUGUUCAUGUUUGGCCAGGUGAAGACAAUAGUCGAGUUGCUAGUGAUGUUACACCAAGAAAAUUUAUGGAAAUGGUUGUCUAUGCUGGAAGUUAUCUAUCAGCUCCAACGAAAAUGUUGACGGAGAUGGUCGCAGAUCAAGUAGCACCAUCAUAUUGGAUUCCUAAUAAAGAUGUUCAUGAAUGUUCAUCGUGUAAACUUCAUUUUGGAUCAGAGCAUUCGAAACAUCAUUGCCGAGCAUGUGGUCAUGUGUUCUGUGAUACAUGUACAACAAGUCGUCGUAUUGUUCCAUGGAUUGAUACAGAAAAACCUGUUCGUGUAUGUGAUAAAUGUUAUGCUAAUCCACAAUCACGUCCACCUUCAGCAAUGCAAAGUUCAUCUUCAUCAUUAUCAGAAAAAGAUAAAUCAGAUAAUCAAAAAUCAAAACAAAAUGGUUAUGAUGCUGGUAGUAGCGGAGAUUCUGCAAGCACAGCUUCAUCCGGUGAGCAUCUCAGCGAUCUGUGUUUAUCUCCAUCUGAUAUUUUCGAUAUCGAGCACCCAGGAGCAGGUCCAGUAUCAGUUGAUAUUCCUGCAACUAGACGUGCUUAUGAAACAUUUAAAAGUGGACUUGAAAAAAUCGGCGUGAAUUAUCCGAUUGAACUUAUUAAAGAAAGUACUCGACCGAAUUAUUGGCGACCGGAUCAUGAAUGUCGUGCUUGUUGUAUUUGUAAACGUGCAUUUAAUAGUACAACAAAUCGAUUACAUCAUUGUCGAAAUUGUGGCGAUGCUGUUUGUGAACAAUGUUCACCAACGAAACGUCCUGUACCAGAACGAGAUUGGUUAACACCUGUACGUGUAUGUAAAUUAUGUGAUGAAGCAAUGAAUGAAUCAACGAGUGGACAUAAAUAA